This is a messenger RNA of Nestor notabilis (Kea), 4979 nucleotides long. RefSeq names its product Rho guanine nucleotide exchange factor (GEF) 28 (gene ARHGEF28). Lineage: Eukaryota; Metazoa; Chordata; Aves; Psittaciformes; Psittacidae. The record is from RefSeq and is a predicted model, not a curated record. Gene Ontology annotation, biological process: regulation of Rho protein signal transduction; cell morphogenesis. Gene Ontology annotation, molecular function: guanyl-nucleotide exchange factor activity; protein binding. The transcript has 35 exons. The annotation marks the transcript as partial.
GGACAGGUGACUAUACAUGCAAAAUUUGACAAAGACAUUUACCUCCCAGAGGAUGCUGAGUUUUACUUUGUUUACGAUGGAUCCCUGAAGAGGCAUGUAAUGUUUGCAGAGCGAGUUAGUGACAACGCUCUUCGGUCUAUUGUUCCAGGCCAUGGAUGCCAAGAAGCAGUUGCUGUCUCUGUGUUAAUGUACACAAGGGGAUACUCACCUGUGGUCCUUGGCAGCUGUCCCGUCAGUUACAGGGAGAAUCUGUCUUGCAAGUUGUCUCGCUUUCUGGUUGAUCACGCAGAAUGUGUCACUGCUGCUAGUCAUGAGCUGUUGCUGGAUAAAUUUGGGCUAAGGAAAAAAGAUCUGCAGUCCCUGGAUAACGAUUUAAUGAUGGCUGUUGCUUAUGAAGACUUGCCAUCGACCUGGAACAUCCUCGGAAGCUGCUCAGAAGGUGAGCCUAAACAUAAAGAAACUCUUCUCCACCUUGUGAUGAAAUUGGGCUUGGUUAAGCUUUCCCAGUUCUUAGCAGCCCAGCCUGGAGGGUCAUCAGCAUUAGCAUUACCUAAUGAUGAUGGAGCAACACCAUUAGAUUUGGCUGUACAAAAUGGACACUCUGAACUUGUAAAGGUCUUCACAAAUUUCCAGGGCAGUCACUCGCUUGACAUUUCAAGAGUGGAGAUCAGCGAGGGUGUUUGCGUGCAGUUUAUUCAUUCAUCAGGAGCUCUAACGCUGACAUUUAGCCAUACCACGCAGCACUUGCUGGAGUCGGACAUUAAGCUCUUCAGAAAAUACUUCUGGGACAGACCUCUUCUUUACCAGAGUAUUAAUUCAAACCAAGUUGAGACGGUGGAAGGAACAAAAAUUCCCUGCACUACAGCAAGCCAUGUAGAAGGUCCUGUGAACUUGGCAUCUGAUGAGUUGUCCCAGGACGAUACAAAGCCUUUCCUAGACUCCAUGGUUCCUUCUAAAGAAAAUGAAGAACAUGUCCUGUUGGGAGUAGAUCAGAGACACUCUACCCUUGAUGUUCUCAGGAAACUCAAGGCUCCACCUACUUUCUUUGCUGCAACCAGACUUUCUGCCAUGAUGAGUGGAAGUGAUGAAGUAUAUGCAAAUUGCAUGGUAGUAGACCAAGCUGGAGAUUUAAAGACUAACUAUGUGAAAAGUGAAACAUGUCUGAAUCCCACCAACUCAAUUACGAAGGCUAAGAGCUCUUCAUCUCCUUCUCUUGAGAAGAAUGAGCAAUAUGUGUAUGUUCCAAAUGAAGAAAACCAAAAGCCAGUGAAGAAUGGAGAAAAUACAGGUGUAAGACAUACUGAUCCGUAUGGAGCAGAUUCAUACCUUUCAUUCAAGACUCAUGGAUUUAUCAAGGAUCAGGGCCAACUGUAUGCUGACAUGAAAAAAAAAAGUUCAAGUCUCGAUGACCUUGAAGUAGAUGGUGGAAGUGGAGAUGUUUCGGACAGAUCCCAUGUUCGCUACCCUCCCCACAGCUCUUCAGAAGCCAUGGCUAGUAGCAGAUACGGAUUAGAUUUAUCCACCAGUCUACAGCCUGAGGAAUGCACAGUAUCUGGGAUUCGGUCACGCUCCUAUUCCUGCUCCUCUCCGAAGGGCUUAUUAGGAAGAUCUCACCUUCCUCGAGACUUUGCAGUUGGGGAUUCAAGUGAAGAUGGUGUGCUCAUGAACAGUGGUCGAUCCCUCCUUCAGGCUCUUUCACUCUCUAAGUCAGUGUCUCUGCUCCACCCUUGUAAGCGAGCGUACAGUCUGCCAGAGCAGUCCCGGGACAAAAGGAUUCAGGAGGAGGAAUGGAAUAAAUAUAUUGUACCCUCAAAAAAUGAGUCUGAAAAAUGUAAAGUGAGUCGAACUUUCAGCUUUCUGAUGAACAGAAUGACCAGCACACGAAAUAAGUGCAAGACAAAAAAUAAAGAUACCAAAGAUAAACUGAACAAGCACAAUUUUACAAAUGGGACUUUCUCAGGAGUUAUGCCAUGUAUGGCCUGUGAAAAGGCGCUUCUAGGAAGAGAGUCACUGCAGUGCUCUUAUUGCAACGUGAUUGUGCAUAAGAGCUGCAAGGAAUGUGCUCCUGUGUGCACCAAGAAAUCCCAAGAGAGGUACCAUAAUAAAAGUAAACCCUCCCCUGGUGUAACAAAUUCCCUGCACGGAGACAUUUCACAAACUGUGCUCUUCCCAGCACAUUCUUCUUUCUCUAUGCCUAUUGGACUGUCUGCUGGAAAGAGGGAAGCCUCACAACAGUCCCAGUUCUUGUCUAAAAGUGUUCCCAGUGCAAGUUUUGAAAGAAGAUCUAUGCCAUUUUCUGAACAAGACUCUGAGACUAGCACCUGGAGGUCCAAGUCACGGUCUGAAGAGAUGUUACAAGCGUUAGGGACUGUUUCUUCAAUGGAUGCUUUUAUGGUGGAAGAUGAUGUGGAUUUGUCUCAGUGGACUGAUCUCCACACAGAUGCGCAAGAGUUUGAGGCAGAGUCCUGGAGCCUUGUUGUGGAACCAGUGUUCUGUAGAAAGCAAGAAAAGGAUGUCAUCAAGAGGCAGGAUGUCAUUUUUGAGCUGAUGCAAACUGAAAUGCAUCACAUCCAUACCCUGUUCAUUAUGUCUGAAAUAUUCAGGAAAGGGAUGAAGGAAGAACUGCAGCUGGACCACAGCACAGUGGACAGAGUAUUCCCCUGCUUAGAUGAGCUACUGGAGAUGCACAGGCAAUUCUUUUGCAGAAUGAAGGAGAGACGGCAGGAAUCAUGUGAGGCAGGGAGUGAACGUAAUUUUGUCAUCAGCAGAAUUGGAGACAUCCUUGUGCAGCAGUUUUCAGAGGAAAAUGCAACUAAAAUGAAAAAAAUAUAUGGAGAGUUUUGCAGCCAUCAAAAAGAAGCUGUUAAUCUCUUCAAAGAAUUGCAACAAAACAAGAAGUUCCAGAAUUUUAUUAAACUGAGAAAUAGUAACCUGUUGGCACGACGCCGAGGAAUCCCUGAGUGCAUUUUGCUUGUCACCCAGAGAAUCACCAAAUACCCUGUUCUGGUUGAAAGGAUAUUGCAAUACUCGAAAGAAGGGACAGAAGAACAUAAAGACCUGUGCAAAGCCAUUUGUCUAAUUAAGGAUGUGAUUGCAGCAGUAGAUUUGAAAGUGAAUGAGUAUGAGAAAAAGCAAAAGCUGUUGGAAAUUCUCAGUAGAACUGAAAACAAAACAUAUACCAAGCUGAAAAAUGGCCAUGUGUUUAGGAAACAAGACUUGAUGAGGAAAGAGAGGAUACUUCUUCAUGAAGGUUUAGUGUAUUGGAAGACAGCGACUGGUCGUUUCAAAGACACCUUAGCUUUGCUUCUAACUGAUGUACUACUGUUCUUACAAGAAAAAGAUCAAAAAUACAUCUUUGCAGCUGUGGACCAGAAGCCUUCUGUUAUCUCCCUUCAGAGACUCAUAGUAAGAGAAGUAGCCAAUGAAGAAAGGGGGAUGUUUCUGAUCAGCGCUUCAUCUGCAGGGCCUGAGAUGUAUGAGGUUCAUACCAACUCCAAAGAAGAACGUAACAACUGGAUGAGGCAUAUUCAAGAUGCAGUAGAAAGUUGUCCAGAGGAAGAAGAAGAAGGAAAAAUGAGUGAAUCUGAUGAGGACAGACGUAUUGCUGAGGCCAAAGCAUGCAGAAUUCAGAAAUGUCAAGAAUCACUGAGUAACCAGGACCAGCAGAUCUGUAGUUGUUUGGAAGAGAAGUUGCAUAUCCAUGCAGAAUUGGGAAAUAUGAGUGGGUUUGGGGAUGUUCAUGUGGAACCUUACCUCCUUAUCAAACCUGAUUCUGGAGAAACUCCACAGGCUUCUGCAUUGCUGACAGCAGCACUCAGAGAAGUUGAAAGUCUCCAUGUUGCUGUAACAUUACAAGAGAAUGAAACAGACAGAUCACCAGAAGAAAGUACUGAGGAAUUAAGUGUGAGGCAUAGACUGAGUGACACUGAAAUCUUGGAAUCUGUUUCUGGUGAAUCAUCUGAAGUUGAUCUCAGUGUUGAAAAGGAAACAGCAGGUGCCAAUCUAGAGGAUAAGGGAGGAAGUAUGAGUUUCCCAGGAUCUACAGGGACAGAGAUUGUACAAGCAAUCCAGAACUUAACCCGUCUCUUGUACAGUAUGCAGGCAGCAUUAGCUAUCCAGGACAGCCACAGAGAGCUCCAUAGGUUACUCCUGCAAGAGAAUGAGAAGACUGGUCGGGGCCAUGGUUCUCGGCUAAACCUACUCCUGGAACAAGAGAAAUACCGAAAUCUGGAAAAACAAAGGGUGGAGCUGGCCAACAUACACAAACUGAAGCAGCAGUUUCAGCAGCUGCGAGAAUGCGACCAGCGGCAGCGGGAGCAGGAGGCGAGGGAGGACCAGCUGGGGCAGCGGGAGAGGGAGUGCAGGUGCCAGGAAGAACUGCUGGACAGGAGCCGACAGGGGCUGGCACUGCAGCUGCAGGAAUACCAGCAGAGUUUGGAGAGGCUCCAGGAGGGCCAGAAAAUGGUGGAGAGAGAAAGAGACAGUAUAAACAUGCAGAAGAAGCUCCUCUGGCACCUGAAGCAUGGUCCUCAAAGUAGCCUGUUGUCAUCCACAGGGAGAUAUGAGGUAAUGAGAAAUGAUAAAUCGGACAGCUUACAGGACGAAAAUAUGUUGUACUUAAAUGAAGCUGUAGUAUGUGUGUCUCUAAGCAGUCUCAAUGGAUCAGAUUCUUCUCUCAUUUAUGAGGAUGGUGUGUAUGGGCUGAACAUCUCAAAUUCUGAUAUUGCAUGGACUAGUGAAAAUCAGGUGGACCUCAAAAUGGAUACUUCUUGUCAGUCAACAUUAAGCAGCGCACUGUGGAAGUCCACUGGUCCUUACCAGCAGAUGUCAUUUUCCUGCAAAAGCAACAAGGAUGCCUUUAAUAAUGAUCUGAAUGCAUCGCAGACCCAGGGUCCCCAGACGAGCAUUCCAAACCAGGGAUCCAUCCAGCCGCCACAGGUAGAUGCACUGCUGCUGAACAACCAGCCUGCGAACCUCAA